Molecule: messenger RNA, 2608 nt
Organism: Carlito syrichta (Philippine tarsier)
Lineage: Eukaryota; Metazoa; Chordata; Mammalia; Primates; Tarsiidae
Gene: AGFG2
Product: ArfGAP with FG repeats 2
Exons: 13
Coding region: 1-1563 (520 amino acids)
Molecular function (GO): GTPase activator activity
Source: RefSeq, a predicted model, not a curated record
AUGCUACCCCGAGGGCAGACUUCGUACGAAAUCGAAGCCGAGCUAGCCAGUGUGUCAGUCACCCUGGUACAGAGCUUAGCGUUUUCAAAUCUUGGGGCUGGACGAGCCAUCCUUAAGUUUAAUCGUUUACGCCUGUAUGCUCCUCGUUGCCAAGGCCGGAUCCUGGUGGUAGCCUCCAAUAAACUCACUCUAGAUUUGGGGGGAGGGGGGCUUGGUCGUAUAACCUGCACCGCUACGCUUGGCACUGGCACUGUGUUGGGUCGUGCCAGAGCUAACUGGGAGUUACAGUUCCAGCCCAGAUUUCUGGUUAUACAGAGAGGGCUGAACCCCCCUCAUCGCGUCAAGUCCAUCUCCAUGACAACUUUCACUGAGCCUGAGGUGGUAUUCCUACAGUCUCGUGGAAAUGAGGUUUGCAGGAAGAUUUGGCUGGGUCUGUUUGAUGCUCGGACAUCCUUAGUACCAGAUUCCAGGGAUCCUCAGAAGGUGAAGGAGUUUCUCCAGGAAAAAUAUGAGAAGAAGAGAUGGUAUGUACCCCCAGACCAAGUUAAGGGGCCUGUUUAUGCCAAAGGCAGUGCCUCCACCCCUGCCCAGGGCUCCAUCCCAGAAGGAAAGCCCUUGCGGACACUUCUGGGUGAUCCUGUGCCAUCUCUCUCAACUGCUGCCCCCACCUCAAGUCAGUCUGUCAGUCAGUCUCAGGCGAGGACGUCCCAGGCGCGGAGCUCUCAGCCACCUCCCCAUCCCGUCAAGAAAGCCAGUACUGACCUGCUGGCUGACAUCGGCGGAGACCCCUUUGCUGCUCCCCAAGUGGCACCAGCUUUUGCUGCAUUCCCAGCCUUCGGGGGCCAGACACCUUCCCAUGGGGGCUUUGCCAACUUUGAUGCCUUUGGCAGUAGCCCCAGCUGUUCUGCAUUUGGCAGCAUUCCUCCAGCUGGCCAAGCCCCCUUCCAGGCCCAGACGACACCUGCAGCCAGUCGGAUGCUAACUGGAAGUUACAGCUUUGGGAGCAGCCAGGUGACUCCAUUUGGUGCCGCUCCUCUUGCACCUGCCAGCCAGCCAAACAGCCUUGCUGACAUGGGCAGCUUCCUGGGACCUGCGGUGCCAGCUGGAGGUGUCCCUGGCAGCAUCUUUGGGAUGGCCGGCCAGGUCCCGGCGCUUCGGUCUGCCGUGGGUGGUGGCGGCGGCAGCACUGGGCUUGCCUUCGGAGCCUUCACCAACCCUUUCGCAGGCCCUGCCGCCCAGCCCCAGCUGCCUUCCACCAAUCCGUUCCAGCCCGACAGCGUGGCCCCAGGGCCCGGCUUUGGGAUGAGCAGUGCUGGACCCGGAUUCCCCCAGACGGUGCCACCCACUGGGGCCUUUGCUGGCACCUUCCCGCCACCCCUGUAUCCCCCACAGACCUUGCUGGCUCAGCAGCAGAAUGGCUCGACCUUCGGGGAUGUGGGGCCAGCCAAGCCCGGCCAGAGGCCCCUGAGCCAGCCGGCAGGGAUCUCCACCAACCCCUUCGUGACCGGGCCCUCAGCAAGCCCAUUUGCCUCCAGGCCUCCGACCACCAACCCGUUCUUGUAGCACUGUGUCCUUGGAGGGACUUUUCUGGCCCCGCGAGCUCUGGUGACCGCUGGCCUGUGGGGCUGUCUGUGGGCCUGGGGCCAGAAGAGGCCUGGGGCUUGGGGUGGUGGAGGUGCUAAUGCUUUGUGGGGCCUUCUGGGGUCACGCGGAAGCCCCUUCUUCCUCCUGUCCCCACCCAGGGGCCAGGCCCGGAGGCGGGAAGGCAGGGCUUGGCUUGAGGGGCGAUGGGAGCGGAUCUUUUCCGAGUAGAAUUUUGUCGCAGCCCUCCUCCGCCGCCGCCCGCGGCACACACGGCACUCCCCUCUCUCGUGGCGCCACCGGCCCAGGAAGCUGUGGGCACAGCCUGGCGGGCCUUCCUCCGGGGAGCCGCUUGUCUCUCGUGCCCUGCUCCCCGCCCUGUGCUCCUCCUGGGGACAGCAGGGUGAAGGGGAGGCGUGGCGUCAACUGGAACGACGGCCAACGGCCCUGGGACUGAGCAGACCCCGGGGCCCGAGCGCCACGGGGGGCCCGGCUGGGCCGCACACGCUUUCCUCUCCCUGGGCGCCCGCCACGGGGCCUGCAUCGUUGGCUUCCCCAGCGCACCCCCUCGUCCUGGCACUCGGACGGGCAGUUUUACCCGCGAGCUCACACAGGCCUCACUCCUGUCCAGCACUUUCGUUAGCCGUUGGUGUCACGUUUGGAUACCAGUGUUUUAUAUUUAUACAUAGAGAGAAUUUUCUAAUAUAGCCUAUCAUAUAUACAUGCACAUACAUACAUAUAUGCGUAUAUACACACAUCCCGGCCACCGUCUUGCUCCCAGACAGCUUUCACGCGGGAACGGAGUGAAUCCCCACCUGUGCCUCGACCAUCAAAGUCAGGGCCCCGGGGGAGGGGGGGCAGCCAUGUGUCCUGACCACCCUGGAGCCUGGGCUUUUCCAGGGAAAGGCUCUGUGCAAUUGGCUGGGACUUUUUUCUUUUUCCAGUGCCUCCCCCACCCCCAGAUCUCUGCACCAAAGCUCCCUGCAGGCAAUGUUGGAAAAGAACUGCAUUUGAAAGAAAACGAAAA